UACGGCAACAUGGAUUCUCAAACCAUUGGUGCACUCUUGGAGUCUAUGAACUCCACCCAAAUCAUCAACACCCUUGAAUCUCUUCAAGCCUCAGGUUACAACUUGAGUAGCGUCGAUGUACCAGCUGUGAUCUCACAACUUAAUGUCACACAGGUUGAAGGUGUUCUUGCUUCGAACUCUACUGUCGUUAACGGAUUGCUCACUUCUUUGAAGCCAGCUCAGCUUCUUACAAUGAUUGCAAGCUUCCAAAACGUCACUUCAACCUUGUUCCUUGCCGCAAAGGCCGCUGAUAAUGAACAAGUUGCCCAAGCCUACGAAGAGCAAGGUACCACAUUGGUCACAUUGCUCAUGAACAAAGUUUCCACAGUCUUCACCGACUCUCAACUGCUCGGUCUCUUCAAGAUAAUGACCAAUGGUGCUGCUUACGGUACCGGUUCUAUGAAAUUGAUGUCAAUGGCUAAGGACCUGAUCAAAGGGUUCUUUGGAGGAUCUAUGCCAGCCGGAGUGGAAGUCCCAUCAAGAUUGGAAAGUUUGGUCAGAGCUAAGCAGCCAGCUAUCUUUGGUGACUACCCAACGAACUCUGACGUUGCCCCAUCUGCUGUUUUCCUCUCCAUCUUCGCCAUCAUUACAAUGUUCCACACUGGUUUGUUCAUCAAGAACUAUACUCUUGGUCACAAGUUCUUCGUCUCUCUCGGUCUGGCUUUCUAUUCCUUGAUGAGAACUUUGUCAUUUAUCUUGAGAUUGGCCUGGGCUAAACACUUCUUAAACUUGGACUUGGGAUUGACUGCCACCAUCUUCCUUGUCUUGUGUAUUAUCUUCUUGCCAUCUUUGAACUUGAUCCUUGCCCAGAGAUACUUCACUUGGAAACAUCCAUUGUACGGUUCCCAUAAGGUAUUCAAAGCUCUCAUGUACGUGAUCUAUGCAUUGGUUGUUGGUGUUGUCGUUAUGACCAUUGUUGCUGCUGCCGUUCAAACCAUUUAUUUGCUCUCUGAACACCACUUCAAUAUGACUAAACAGGUUAUUCAAGCCUCUUCCAUCUUGAUCACAAUUUACUCCGUCAUUGCUGCUGUUUUGGUCUUCCUAUCCUUUGUCAUUCCCCCAACGAAGAAGGACCAGGAAAUCAUCACAUACCAACCAUAUUGGAUCAAAUCCUUCAAGUGGAACUACUUUGUUCCAAAGGGUACUGCCCAGAGGGAGGAACAACUCAUCACUGAGGAUCAAAGACACGCUGUCAGAAUCAUCAACUCUUCAGAGUAUCACUACGAGACUACACAUAACGCCGAGGAGCACCAAUCCGAGCAUCGUCUGCAUCACAACUCUUCCAUUUUCAUCAUAUCCUUCACCACAGUGCUUUUGCUCAUUAUCAACCUUUUCAGAACCGUCUCCACGUUCAUCGACCAAUACCACGAGCACCAAUCUUGGAUCUUUGACCACACCGUCAUGUACGUCAUGUUCGGUGCACUUGAAGUCAUCAUCAACGCUACCUACAUCGUUGGUAGAAUCGACUUGAGAUUCUACAAGCCUGACUCUUUAAAGAACAUUGUUCUCCAGUCAUCAUCUUCGUCUGACUCCAAUAUCCCAGAGACCAAGAGUGCCGAUGGGGUCUCUGAAGGUUCCAGUAUCCAACAUGACACUGAGAGAGCUACAGACGCUAAUUAAAAACACACACCACGUCUCCGUACGACCUCUCUCUUAACGAACUUUUUUACUCCAUCUCUGUUUUCUACCUAAAACUAAUUAAUAUCACAUUUCUCUGUC
Molecule: messenger RNA, 1758 nt
Organism: Williopsis jadinii
Lineage: Eukaryota; Fungi; Ascomycota; Saccharomycetes; Phaffomycetales; Wickerhamomycetaceae
Product: DUF3112 domain-containing protein
Exons: 1
Coding region: 10-1659 (549 amino acids)
Source: RefSeq, a predicted model, not a curated record